Messenger RNA from Angiostrongylus costaricensis, 501 nucleotides. Lineage: Eukaryota; Metazoa; Nematoda; Chromadorea; Rhabditida; Metastrongylidae. The record is from the annotation of a GenBank genome assembly.
AUGUGCGAGGCCGGCGAGCGCGUCACGGGAGAGCCACCGUCGCGGACGGAGAUUGUAGAUCGGUCGGCCGGUGACGACAGAGCGCAGCGCAGACGCGGAAAGCCGACGACACCGGUCGACGAGACGCACGACGAGGUCGGAGCGGACGACGAGCACCGACUCUUGAGCGCGGCGCACAGACAGAGAAACGAGACGGUCAAAACGCCGUCACUCAUCGCCGACAUAUACACACCGAUACACACAGACAUACACACCGUCAUACACACACACACAUGCACAGACAUACAAACAUUCACACAUACGGACACACAGACAUACCCACCCACACCGACACACAUUCAUACACGCAAUCGGGUGUCGUCGUGCACUCUCCUCGCCGACACUGACGACGGCGUAUCGAUUGUGACGUCACUGCUUGCGUUCCCACGAAGCGUCGUCGCUCCCCCGCUAAUUUCGAAUACACCGCGGCCUAGCAGGUGGUGCCAUUGUGCUAUCUCAUGA